AGGAAAAGAAGCGCAGCGCUCACUCCGGGUUUAUCAUUUGAUUAAAAUAAAAUAGUCACGUCACUUAGGAUAAACCAAACCAAUGUGAGACGCGGAAAUGACAAAGAUCUGAUCUGAUCGUGCGCUUCGUAAACCCGAUCUCACUCACAAUUCAUCAUCAGAAUAGAGUUUAUUUCACUGAGAAGAAUUGAAACUCUUCUGAGGGGCGGAACAACGGACAGAUAACACGGUAGAGAUCAUGUGCUUCACGAAUCUGAUCUCACUUCUCAUGCGGCUCUUCGGCUGGAUAUAUCGUAAAGUGAUGAUUUCUGAUGAUGGGGUGGAAACGCCCGUGUUUUUUGAUCUCGAGACAACGGGACUUGACACGUCAACCUGUGAUAUCGUUCAGCUGUCUGCCAUCAGCGGAGAGAACUCGUUUAACGCGUACAUGCUGCCCCGGUGCCGUAUGACCGACGGAGCCGCUCGAGUCACGGGUCUGACGGUACACGACGGAACCUUACACCUCCACCGGCGACCCGUGUCAACCACUCCGCACAGACAAGCGCUCACCGGAUUCAUUUCAUUCCUCAAAACCGUCAACAGACCCUUUCUUGUGGGACAUAACAGCAUAAGGUUCGACUGGCCCAUUCUGAUGAGGGUUCUGAAGGAGUUCGGGCUGUCUGAGGAGUUUGGGGAGGUGGUGUCCGGGUGUGUGGACACACUGAGUAUGAGCAGGGAGAUGUUCCGUCUGGAGAGAUACUCGCAGCCGUUCCUCGUCCUUCAUUUCCUGCGACAGACGUACGGAGCUCAUGAUGCGACCGAGGACGCGCGGACCCUACAAGAGCUCUACGGAGUGUGGAAACCCUCUUAAGAGCUUGUGAUGAAGCACAAAAUCACACCCUUUUACAGACACAGCUCAGGAAACUUUAGUUUGUAGUUAACUAUUGUGGGAGACGAAAAGUGACAAAUAUAAAUAAAAAAAUCAGUGUAUAAAUAAAUGUUGAACUAGGAAAUACAGAUACAUGUUUAAAUACAGAAACGGUACAAAUGUAUGUUGAUGUAUUGAAAUACAGGCAUACAUUUGAGCUAAUAAUAUAAUUGACGUUUUCGUCUCCAAAGUAUACAUUUCAGAAUGUAUUUGUACUUCCUUAUUAGAAACACUGAUCAUUGAAAAAUAUUGCAGUUUUUGUUUCGUCACAACGUUUGUGUACUAAACUCAAGAUUAGUGGUUUAGUUGGUGAAAUUGUUCUUUUACAUUUCCGGUUCUGUCAGUUUUGAAAUGACAAUGGCUAUUGUCUAAAAGCAUUAUAAUUGGAAUUUGUAAAUGCACUGCAUGCGAUUAACGUUUUUGAAAUGAUAAAUCAUAACAUUAUACAUGGUGAAAUCAUGUAUCUGUUUGAUCUUUUUUUGCAAAUAAACUCUUCAUGUAAAUACUUACAGAAUUUUUAUUUUAAUGGUAGUGAACUCAUUAACACACCAUGAUGGUUAGUAACUAGACUAUAUACUACAGAUACUGAAUUUAUCCACUGAUACCGAGAGUCGAUUAUUCAGCGUGCUAUCUGACGAUUCUGAAGAUUAAAUUAUUAUUAACUUUCUGAAUGUUAUUAAUUCAUACAAUAUUAAACAUCAAACUGAUGUUAUAGCGGAUAGUCUGAAAAAAAUGUUUAUGACCGAAACCGAUUAUUGGCAUCAGUGGAUCUUUAUUACAUAUCUACCAUCUGCAUGUCAUCUUAUUUUCCAUGUUAAAAUGAAUAAUCUCAUUCACGCAAACAUUGAGACACUGACGAACAGCAAAUAACUUGGA
This is a messenger RNA of Triplophysa rosa, 1783 nucleotides long. It is a transcript of the gene plex9.1, whose product is annotated as PML-like exon 9.1. The transcript is spliced from 3 exons. NCBI's taxonomy places the organism in Eukaryota, Metazoa, Chordata, Actinopteri, Cypriniformes, Nemacheilidae. Gene Ontology annotation, biological process: DNA catabolic process. Gene Ontology annotation, cellular component: cytoplasm. Gene Ontology annotation, molecular function: 3'-5'-DNA exonuclease activity; nucleic acid binding. The record is from RefSeq and is a predicted model, not a curated record. The coding region runs from base 239 to 850 and encodes 203 amino acids.